This is a messenger RNA of Cygnus atratus (black swan), 1590 nucleotides long. RefSeq names its product BRCA2 and CDKN1A interacting protein (gene BCCIP). Gene Ontology annotation, cellular component: nucleus. Bases 438 to 1355 code for a protein of 305 amino acids. The transcript is spliced from 7 exons. Lineage: Eukaryota; Metazoa; Chordata; Aves; Anseriformes; Anatidae. The record is from RefSeq and is a predicted model, not a curated record.
UUUCUUUUGACUAACACCACAGAUGCCACGGCCUCACUUCUGGCCCCAUACCCCUUCCCACACGCCGUGCACCUGCCAGGAGGCGCACGAGCGGGCCAAGUGUGGAGGUGGUCGGUGUGCAGGGGACAUGAGGACACAUUUACGGGACACCUUUGGGUGCUUCAGCAGAGCUCGGGCUCGUUCUGAGCACACACCCAGGGUUUCCAGGAGCGCGGCCCUGGGCACACCCGGCCCCAGCAGCACAACGAGAGCACCCCGUGGGGGAACCCCAAAUCCCUCCCUCCCUCCCUCCCGAGCAGGGCCGGGCCCCGCUACGCUCUCCACAUCCCCGGCCUCCCACCACCACCGCCCCGGCCCCUGCCCACCUCACCCAGCCCCGUCCCGGCCCGAGCACCGCCCGCCGCCUUCCGGCCCCGCAGCGCCUGCGCCGCCCCGCCAUGGCCACACCGCCCAAGCGCAGGGCCCGGGCCCAGCCGCCAGCCCCGGAGCCGGGCUCCGGAUCGGACUCGGGCUCGGAGUCGGAGUCAUCGGGCGGCUCGGGGUCGGAGGAGGAGCGGGUGGAGGAGGAAGUGAAUAUUGAAUUUGAAGCACAUUCAAUAUCAGACAAUGACUACAGUGGGAUAAAGAAGUUACUUCAACAGUUGUUUCUAAAAGCUCCUGUUAACACUGCUGAAUUAACGGAUAUAUUAAUACAACAGAAUCAUAUUGGAAGUAUUAUCAAGCAAGCAGAGGUCCAGGAAGACAGCAGUGAUGAAGAUGACGACGAUGAUGAAGUCUUUGGUUUUAUAAGCUUCUUAAACUUAACUGAAAGGAAGGGUACACAAUGUGCUGAACAAAUCAAAGAGCUGAUUCUAAGCCGAUGUGAGAAAAACUGUGAACAGCAUGUAGUUGAACAACUGGAUAAGCUCCUAAAAGAUGAUACUAAGCCUGUGGGUUUCCUACUGAGUGAAAGAUUCAUUAAUGUCCCACCACAGAUUGCUUUGCCCAUGCACCAGCAGCUUCAGAAAGAGUUGACGGAAGCACAGAGAACAAACAAACCAUGUGGAAAGUGCCACUAUUACCUUCUUAUCAGCAAGACCUUUACAGAGGCUGCAAAGAGCAAUUCUAAGAAGAGAGAAGGGAAGAGAAAUCAGGAAAAGGAGGAAUUAAUGUUUGCAAACGCAGAGGAAGAAUUCUUUUAUGAGAAAGCUCUUCUGAAGUUCAACUAUUCUGUGCAAGAGGAAAGUGACACCUGUUUGGGCGGCAGAUGGUCCUUUGAUGAUGUACCAAUGAAACCUUUGCGGACUGUUAUGCUAGUUCCAGCCGAUGGAAUUAAUGCAAUUAUGGAUAAACUCAAAGACUAUCUCUCUCCAUGAACUUUCCUAUAAAGUUUUUUUUUAUAAAUCAGACAUGCAAAACUUUAUAUUUUUCAGAAGAUUACUAUGGAGUUAACGGUUUUGUACUGCUGAAAUGCUUCCUCUGUACACUUAAAAGACAAGUAGUUGGUACAACUAAAAAUACCCAUCAAAUUAAUAUUUCAAAAUAUUGUAUCUUACUGUACUUUGGUAUCAUCAUUAAGCAGUCAAUAAAAGUCCAGUGUUACAAAAAAAA